Ambispora gerdemannii is the source of this 462-nucleotide messenger RNA. NCBI's taxonomy places the organism in Eukaryota, Fungi, Glomeromycota, Glomeromycetes, Archaeosporales, Ambisporaceae. The record is from the annotation of a GenBank genome assembly.
AUGAAUGCAAAUACAGAGAAGUCGUUGCCAGAGCCGUAUUCAGAAAGAAGGGAGCAAGCUUCUUUCGUGAAAGAAAUUCAAGUCGAAAAUAGUUCCUAUUGUGCUACACUACAUAAACUUAAGAGCGAUCAUGAACUCGGAGUCAACGUACAAAGUGCUUUGGACGCGUUUGAGGCGGAAAAAAAAUCUUCAAUAGUGACCAAUUUUUGGACGGAAAUCCAAAACUUAGAAGAGGAAAAAAUGCUAUUCGAACCGCCUCGUUGGGGCACCUCAACAUAUUCGGGAAAACGUACAAAUUUACCAACUAAUUUUCAUCAACAACCAGAAGUGCAACAAGAAUUACGAGAAUCUGGUGCAGAGUUUAAUACAAUGCGAAUUGGUAUGUUUGGCGCUACCACUACAAAAUUUGUUAUCAUUAAACAUUCUUAUAUUAUUAUUGAUGUUACAAUCCAUCCGAGUUAG